AGAUUUGAUCUUGCGCCUUUGCAUAUCAUACGUGUUCAACCAAGCCCCAAGUAUUCACGAAAUGCUGCAUUUUGUGGUAACGGAGGCGCGUGAGCCUCUUCAGACACUUGGUCUUCCAUUGCCCGGAAGGAUGAUUGACUGUAUCGAUCGACAUCGACAGGAGGCUGUGCAACGCAUCAUCGACAAAUAUCACGGCCUUACCCAAUACUUCACGGUUCGAAAUUGCUGCUCAUUUGAGUGUAAUUCGAUUCUGCUAGGAAGUCUUCUCACGGCGAUGGUUGAGCAAGGCCUCUACUUCCCAAUGCCGGCACGGCCAUUUCAUGGCUAUAGUGUGGCAGAGCUCAUAAGUGGCGUCCCAAACUGUUCUGGCUUGCUCGGCGUUAUGUAUGUCGGGCUCCGCAACUUCGACGGUACAUAUUUCGGAGAUGUGGCCGAUCUCGACACAGCGUCCGAGGCGUUCUCCAAGCAGUGCAUCAAAGGCAGCACUCCGCUCUUUGAUGACUGA
Messenger RNA from Diaporthe amygdali, 505 nucleotides. RefSeq lists its product as uncharacterized. NCBI's taxonomy places the organism in Eukaryota, Fungi, Ascomycota, Sordariomycetes, Diaporthales, Diaporthaceae. The annotation marks the transcript as partial. The record is from RefSeq and is a predicted model, not a curated record. The transcript has 3 exons.